ACACACAAACAGACGGCCAGUCGUGACAAAUGGUUGGACUCAUACGACUACAUAGUGAUCGGCUCGGGCUCUGCCGGCGCACCCGUAGCCCACCGGCUGACCGAAGACACGGCUGUGACUGUACUACUGCUGGAGGACGGGGGACCGCAAUCGGUCAUUACAGACAUACCUGAAAACUACAUACAAAACCUGAACACUGAGUACGACUGGGGCUACAAAAACAUCCCGCAGACAGCGCAGGGAGGGAUUGGUGUGGCGUUCACUGGACAACAAAUACCACAAAAUCGGGGUAAAGUUUUGGGCGGUUCGUCCACAUUGAACGCCAUUAUCUACAAUCGGGGUAAUAGUCGUGACUACGAUCACUGGGCCCGCGAGUACGGGGCCCGGGGCUGGGCCUACCAGGAUGUGUUGCCAUAUUUCAUGAGAUUUGAAAACAACACCGAUCCUAAACUCGUGGCCGAACACCCGGGUUAUCAUAGCGUGGACGGGCCCGUACAGGUGCGCUCGUGGGACCGCCCGGAGCCCAUCAUGCGGUACCACCAGAAAGCCCUACAUGAACUAGGUCACAAAAAUACCAACAUUAACGGCCCCCAACAGGUGGGCACAUGUCUUAUGCAGACGUUUCAACGCAUGGAUGGCAUGCGCUCGAGCACUGCCAACAGCUAUCUGGACCCUAACCCCCACCACCGGAAUCUACAUAUACUGACCCGAGCUCUGGCUACUAAAAUACUGUUGAGUGCCGUACGGGGACUGUCGGCCGAUGCCGUGGAGUUUUAUCGAGAUGGUAAAUCACAUGUGGUUAAGGCUAAACGGGAGGUGAUUGUUAGCGCCGGUGCUAUAAAUACCCCACAACUGCUAAUGCUGUCGGGCAUCGGACCCAAAGCGCAUCUGAAGUCAAUGAAAAUACCGGUGAAAGUGGACCUACCAGUGGGUGAGUACCUCAAAGACCACCCGUCCAUCAGUUUGCCAACACUGGUCAGAGAUGCGGGUGCUGUCCAUCCGGCGGGUGAGCUAACGGUACGCCAACUGCACGACUACUUCACCAACGCUUCGGGACCGUUGACUGAGUUCUUCCAUUCCAUCACUUAUUUGAGCACUAAAUCUAAUGCCGACAAAGACUACCCGAAUGUGGCCUUUGAGACCGUGGGUGAGAACAUAGGC
Molecule: messenger RNA, 1161 nt
Organism: Medioppia subpectinata
Lineage: Eukaryota; Metazoa; Arthropoda; Arachnida; Sarcoptiformes; Oppiidae
Source: the annotation of a GenBank genome assembly